GCACACCCGUCCCUCGCCGGUGCGGGCAGGGAGGGCCGCGCCCUGAACAAACAUGGCGGCGUGAGCACGACGGUGGCCGGCAGGGGCCGCUCCACCCUGUGACAGCCCCGAAACGACAGGGCCGGGCGGCGUGCCCUGCUCAAAGAUGGCCGCUGGCGGCUUCGGCGUGCGCGGAGGUGGGAGGCACCUCUGAGGAGGUGGCUCCUCCUGUCCAGCAAUGCUUCAUGGUCCCCAAAAAGGAGAUAAAUGUGGUUUCCGACAUGGCCAAGUGGAAGCGAUCUCAGGCAUAUGCAGACUACAUGGGCUUCAUCCUCACUCUGAACGAAGGUGUCAGGGGCAAGAAGCUGACCUGUGAAUACAAAGUUUCAGAGCCCAUUGAAAAGCUGGUGGCUCUGCUGAACACCCUCGACAGAUGGAUCGAUGAAACCCCUCCAGUGGAUCAACCUUCUCGCUUUGGCAACAAAGCCUUCAGGACCUGGUAUGCCAAACUAGACCAGGAGGCAGAAAAGUUGGUGUCAGCAGUGAUUCCCAAGCAUUUGGCUGAUGCUGCCCCAGAAGUGGCUGUGUACCUGAAGGAAUCCGUGGGGAACUCCACACGUAUUGACUAUGGCACAGGGCACGAAGCUGCAUUUGCAGCCUUUCUCUGCUGCCUCUGCAAAAUCGGUGUGCUCAGAGUGGAUGACCAGAUGGCCAUUGUCUUCAAAGUGUUUAACAGAUACCUGGAAGUGAUGCGAAAACUGCAGAAAACCUACAGGAUGGAACCUGCUGGCAGCCAGGGCGUGUGGGGCUUGGAUGACUUCCAAUUCCUGCCUUUCAUAUGGGGCAGUUCCCAGCUGAUAGACCAUCCAAGCCUGGAGCCUCGGCACUUUGUUGAUGAGAAGGUGGUAAAUGAAAACCAUAAGGACUUCAUGUUCCUGGAGUGCAUCCUCUUCAUUACAGAGAUGAAGACAGGCCCCUUUGCCGAGCACUCCAACCAGCUCUGGAACAUCAGCGCCGUGCCCUCCUGGUCCAAGGUCAACCAGGGCCUCAUCCGCAUGUACAAGGCAGAGUGCCUGGAGAAGUUUCCUGUGAUCCAGCACUUUAAGUUCGGCAGCCUGCUCCCCAUCCAGCCUGUGACAUCUUAAGGAGACCGCAGGAGGAGCCAAGGCAGUGGAGGCACAGCACGGCGCUCUUCCUCCUCCCCUCACCCCUCCUCACCACCCAGCCCAUCCAUUCCUGCACAUCCUCGUCAGCAACCACAGAUCCAAAGCACAGGGAUGGGACCUGGAGCAGCUCCUCCUGCACGUCCUCACCCUGGGGACUUCUCCAGUGGCCGAGCCGGGGCCGCGCUGCUCCGCUGUGCCGCAUCCCUGCCGGGAAUGGGGAUGGGUUUGAGCAGGGGCUGCCCUGCAGAAAAGGCCCUCUGCUUGGCUUCUCAAGAGAAAGGGGUGUGGAGGGGAGGAAGGCACGUGUGUAUGUGUUGGGCAGUGGUAACUGCAAUUUCCCUUUUGAAUUUCAUUGGAGUUUCCUGUUGCUGUUUGCUUUGGGAAACCGCUGUCCGGGGUGAGGUGUGAGCCUGUGCGUGUCUGUAUCAGCCAGCUCUGCCUGCACUGGAGGUCUGUGGGUUGUGGAAGCCCAGAGUACCAUCUCUCCCUUUUUCUGGGUAAGGAGAGCGCCCUCCCUCCACCUCUUCUGCAAGGUUUCCUGGGUCUUCCUUUCUCACUUGCCCCUCUUCUCUUGGGUGAAGCUGGGAACCUUCUGGGCUGUGGGCAUCUGAGCUGGCUCUGGAGCUGGAGACAAGGUCCCUGGAGGGACCCAGCUCUGUGGGAACAGCUAUGCAAAGACACUGCUCAGGCCCCCUCUUAACUGGCAAAACCCCUGACACAUUCACAUACAUCCAUAACUGGGUCCAACCUGCCCUCUGCAAUCCCCGUGCUUUGCUGCUCUGGGGCUGGGCUGGCCUCAGUGGCACAAGGUGACUGUGGUUGCUCCUGCUUGGUCAUAAAUUGUAGUGACACCCCCAUGGCAAAGGGAUUUCCCCAUGAAGCAGCAUGAUCCCCGGCUCUUCAAGGGGGACAUCCCUGGAGCACAGGCAGCAUGAGGGGACAGCAUGCAGCUUCUCAUGCAUUCAUAUACUCUUGCUGGAAACAAAAACAUAGGUAGCCCAGGACAGCAGGUUAUACCUGGAGAAAGCUCUUUUCCUUUGUCCUUCCCUGCUGGUGUUGCUGUGCUGGACCUCAGGCAGGAGAACCACACUUGCGGUGCCACCAGCAGCAGUGUGUUGAAGACAGGUGGUCUGGAUCACACCAGCAGCAUCACUGGAGGGCAGAAAGGGCUGGUGCUGUUUUUGAGAUGAGCUGUCUGUCCACAGGUCAUGACCAAGCUGGUGCACAGCUUUGCAGCUGCAGUGGGGAUGUUUCUUCUUGGGGUUCCCAGGCUGGGUGUUGCAGGGACAGAGUUCUGGGUUGGUGUUUGCUGGGGAUCAGGAGCAGCAGGAAUCCUUCCUCUGGCAUUCCUGCAGACCAUGAAGGGGCUGCCCCCAGCCAGGCUGCUCAGCUUUUGCUGCUGCACUGCUUUAUUGCUGGGGUGGGAGGAGAAAACAUGGUUGUGAUUUUUUUUCUUUUUUAUUAUUAUUUUUUCAUUAUUUUUAACAGACCUACACACUCCCUCUUGUAAAGGUUCUUGCAGGCACUCAGGGGAAGGAGAGUAAGAAAGGAGUCUAAGUUAAGAGUUGGUGAAAUGUCCACAGAGCUGAAGCAGAGCUUUCUGGCACUGUUGCUGUCCUGUCUGCUCCUGGCUUGGCCCUGGGCAGGGAGUGGGGGACAAGGAGCUUUUGACCUGCCUGAAACAACUAUAAACUUCUAUUUAAAAUGAAAAUGGAAGACUGGGGUAAAGUCUUGUUUUACUCCUAAAUGGGAUGUAUUUUGUCUUUGCUUUUCAAGUGGAUCCACUCCUGGAAUGUUGCUGGAGAUCUGUGUGCUUGCUGGCACUUGAUGAGUCCAUCUUCAGUGGAGCAGCCUGUGGCUGGGGCAGAGACUCAUGGUGUCUCCACCUGUGUCCCCUCACGUUGCUGUGUCUUUUGGCAGGUGUCCCCAUACUUUAAAUAACUGUGCAGCAUCUGGCCAGCAAUGGCUGAGCAAAAGCCCUUGGUUUUCUUUAUCUGCCUGAGGGUCAGGAAAACAUCUCUCCAGGUUGUCUUGUGGAAAUGAGGCUUCCAUGCAAAAGGAUGGGUGGAAAUUUUGACAUGGAUACAUGGGAGGGACUCCAGGAAUGUGGAAUACAGCACCAAAAAGGGUGGAGAGGUGCUUCCUUCCCCUGCAGCUGCAGCAUUGCUCCCUGGGACAGUGUCCCUGGGCUUGGGACCUGCGGAGGCGGUGGGAGGAGACUCACACACAGCUUUGUGUUUGUUGUUUGCCUGAGUCUGCACAUCUGUCCUGCUGGAGAUUUUGGGAUGUCAAGCAGCUAAUUCUCGUUUGAGUCCUCUCAGCCCGCUUGGGAUGUGCCCCUGUCACAUGGCAGCCACUUGCUUUGCCUCCCUCCUGCUCCCAGUGACAUCCCCAACGGGCUCAGCUCCUCUGCCCAUGCACAUGGCAGCACCCAGGGCUGCUCCAUGUCCGAAGCAGCACUUCCCACCUCCCCCCGUGUUGUAGGUUUAAUUAAAGUUUCUGUGUUUUGCACUGGUGACUGUGUUGGUCUCUCUCAGACUGGGUUUGCUCCUGCUUUGGGAGCAGAGCCAGUGAAUCCAACAGCCAGAGCCUUUGGCACAGGGAAGAGGCCCUGUGGAGGCACUUGCCAUGUCGGUGGUUGACCUCGUGCUUGCACUAAAAUUGGUUCUUUAUUUAACUGCAUGAUCAAGUACAUCUGGUCUGUCUUUGUGUCCUUCCAAGGUGUCUUUCUGUUGUAUUGUGUGGUUUAUUUAUUAACUUUUUUGCUGUGCCCACCCCCUAUCCCAUCUGACGUUUGGCAGGUAGGUGAUGUGCAAAGCCUGAUCCCAGGCCAGCAAACCUCUUGAAGAUCAGAGACUCUUACAACCAAAGGAUGUUUGAGCCUUGUUUCUAAGGCAGGGUGAGAACUGGAACCUUUUCCUUCAGAUGUUUUUCCUGUCCUGCUGUAGGAGCUGACUCAGGACUUCCAGCAUCAAUGUAGUUCAGCAGCUUUGUUGGACUUAUAAUAGACCUGGAUUAAAUUAAACCUAGACCUUCUCACAAGUGGUGGAAGGUAGCGUAGCUGUGCUUAGCAAAUGCUCCUUUUCUUGUCUCUGGGCUACAUCUUCUCCAUCAACACAGGCCAACUGUGAGAGCUAAAAGUGGCAGCAGGGUGGAGGGGUGGAUGGUGAGCAGAAAUGUCAUCUUGGAUCACAAAUGUUGUCUUUGAAGGCACUUGAAUUCGUCUUGAGCGUGUCCCUCGAUGAACAUGACGCGCAGUGAAGGGGAAGGAGAUGUAGCGUGGGUUUCUGGCCGUCUUCCCCCUCAGCCCACUGACCAAGCCAUUUUUUUUUAAAUUCAGUUUUCAGAGCUGGAUCUUUGGGGUUGCCAUACGUAGGUCAGUUAGUGUUGCUGUUUAACAGCUGUUGCCUUUGGACGGGGUGCGUUUCCUGAAUCGCCGCCAGCCUUGCCCUGUCUCUUCCUUCACAGCCCUCCUUUACAAGUGAUCUCUUAUGGCAGCCAGUGAUGAAGUAAGAGUUGAGAGAAGCAGCCUCAUGUGGAGAUAGAAGUAGCAGAAUAAAAAAUAGAAGUUCUUGAUGUCAUUGUUGCUGUAUUAACUUGUCCCUGGUGUGUGGCUCAGUUCCACUGUCCUGUGCUGGGAUCCUGUGAGUGGAUAAACAAAACAGCCCCCACAGCAGGACCUGCAGAAUCUGAGCAGGCACUUGCCAAGAUGAAGAUGCACUUUGUACCCCAAGGACCUGGUGCUGAACCACUCAAGAGCCCUGGACUUUGCACUGUGUCCCUGCGACUGCACUGGCUUCCUGAGAGAAGAAAGGAGGCAGAAAUGGGUUGGAGGAGGUGAAACUGGUUGUUAAUGAUAACUGCUAAAGUUACCUGAACUCUCCUGCUGCCAGUGUGCUGGUGGAAACCUUUUACAGUUGAGAAGCUCAAAGAAUCUUCUUGCUGCUUCAAAAAGGACUCCCUUGGCUCAGAGGUAGAAUUUAACAGGACUUUUGGAGGUCAUUUCAUGCUCUAAUAUCCAAGAGGAGAUAUCUUCAUCGUUUAACUUUGCUUCCCCUUCAGUGGAUGAGCACUCUUGCCAUUGACAUUGGAGAAAACUCCUUGAACAUCCUGGGGACACACAGGGUCUUGUAAAAUUGUGCCAAACUUCAAACUAGGACGAGCCAAAUUGAAAAAGGGUUGUCUCCACAUCAGAUUCAGCGAGGGCUGAACCGUGACGGGCAUCAUCAGCUUGGAGAUCGGCUUGUUGUGAGGAGUACAAGGCUGUAAGCAGGUUUUGGAGGUUAGAAAAGGCCUUUCAGGGGGUGGAGUGGUUGCUUCUGCUUGCUAUAAAAAGCCUGGGCUUGGGAAUGUCUACAUGGGCUGGCUCUGUGCAGGGCAUUAAAGCAGUUGUCGCUAAAAUUGGAACGAGUCCCUCCCCAUGUUCCCAGUUCCAACUGUAACAUGGAUAAUAAACAACAUCAAAAUCCCUUAUUAGAA
This is a messenger RNA of Serinus canaria (Common canary), 5624 nucleotides long. It is a transcript of the gene PTPA, whose product is annotated as protein phosphatase 2 phosphatase activator. Bases 225 to 1124 code for a protein of 299 amino acids. Gene Ontology annotation, cellular component: cytoplasm; nucleus; protein phosphatase type 2A complex. The record is from RefSeq and is a predicted model, not a curated record. NCBI's taxonomy places the organism in Eukaryota, Metazoa, Chordata, Aves, Passeriformes, Fringillidae. Gene Ontology annotation, biological process: mitotic spindle organization. The transcript has 10 exons. Gene Ontology annotation, molecular function: protein tyrosine phosphatase activator activity; peptidyl-prolyl cis-trans isomerase activity.